This is a messenger RNA of Fulmarus glacialis (Northern fulmar), 2239 nucleotides long. It is a transcript of the gene SAXO6, whose product is annotated as Mdm1 nuclear protein homolog (mouse). The record is from RefSeq and is a predicted model, not a curated record. Gene Ontology annotation, biological process: negative regulation of centriole replication. NCBI's taxonomy places the organism in Eukaryota, Metazoa, Chordata, Aves, Procellariiformes, Procellariidae. The transcript has 14 exons. Gene Ontology annotation, molecular function: microtubule binding. The annotation marks the transcript as partial.
GGACUGAGUGAAUAUAAGAGAAACUUCAAAUGGAAAACCCCAGAGUUUUGUAGCCCAUCCCAACAGCAGAAAUCCUUGUGGGCAGGACUUCGGUCGGAUCAGUUCGGAAUCACAAGAGAACCAAACUUCAUUUCCAAGAGAAGGGUACCUUACCAUAAUCCACAGAUUUCAAAGUCCUUUGAAUGGACAGCAGAUUGUGAUUUGAAUGACGCACUUGAAACUGAAGCUCUUAGGACUGCAGAGUUGUUGCACACAGACCACAACAACAAUGAUGUGAAUCAGGAAAAAAUAGAAACGCCAGAAGGAGCCAGACUCCCCCCAAAAGUUUGGUCACAUUUGGUAGAGUCUGGAGGUGAAACAGCUCUUGCCCUUCCAGAAAACAACAUGAAGAGAUCACCCUCUGCAGCUCCGCCAAAUCAAAAUGAAGCAUUUGCAUCUCCAAAAAAGGAAUUAGAAAAAAUGAGUGACGGGCUUCACAGAGUCCUUCAGAGGAAAGCAGGCAUGAAUAUUUCACGUUUGAAUGCUUUCCCAAGAAGUUCUGAAUAUCAAAGCCAAUUUGUUUGGAAGAGUCCUCAUGAAAAGUCACCAAUACUUGCAGCUGAACAGUUUCUCUUCAAUUUUAAGAGGGAAGAACCGUUUCAAAAGCCAGCAGAAGAUGCAGCAAAACAAGGGAAAUCAGAACAGAAACAUCCUAAACAAAAAAAUAAGCAACAUAUCAGUCCAAAGCCCCUCUCUUUACAUACAAGUCGUGGGAAGAUGAACACUGAAUAUAGGUCAAAAUUUUUGUCUCCAGCCCAGUAUUUCUACAAAGAUGGAGCUUGGUCUCGUAUUAGGAGUAAGGUUCCCAACCAGGCAUCUCAAAACACCCUAAAUUCCAUGUGGUAUAUGGAGGUGAGAGAACUUCGAGAAAGAGCAAAGGCUUACAGGCAACGAGUAGAGGGAACACACUUCUCCCGAUACCAUCUCAAUCAGAUCCUGUCCGAUAAUAACAGUCUUUGGGAUGUGUCCUCAAAUUCCAGUUCAGAAGAAGGCAUCAGCAACAACAUCAGAGCACUAGAUCUUGCAGGAGUUUCUGAAAAAGAGACUGCACCAAGCCCCAAAAUACUGCAGCAACCUGACUCCAGAGAACAGCCACACCAGGAUAGCACUGAGAAGAAAGACAUGUCAGCUGCUCUAACUGUUCCAGUCAAAAGGCGUUUAGUUUGGAGUGAACAAGAAGGAACUGAAGAAAGGGAGAAUCGGCAAUCAACAGAAGAGGAAGAAAAACAAGACGAACAGGCUGCAGUCGUGGCUCAGCAGUUAGAAGAAAACGAUAAGGGUGCCAAUGAAGAUAAGAAAAUUGAAGGUGAGAAUGCCUUAGUAUUGAAUUCUUCUGCAGCUGUGUCAGAUUCUUCUUCUGCAUCCUCAAGGACAGGCGGCAGGCUCCCUACUCCGAAGCUGAAAGCGCUUGGUGGAGCUCAGAGGACUCAUCAUGAUCUCACUACCCCAGCUGUUGGAGGUGCGGUUCUAGUGUCUCCUCCUAAAUUCAAGUCUUCAUCUUCACAGCAGAGAACACGAGGUUUAGGAACAGACCCUUCUUCAGCUAAGCAAGGUGCAAGAGAAGCUUCAAAAAGAAGGUCCUUCCGGCCUGAUGUGGAAGUGGAAGCUGUUUCACUCCAUACCUCUCCACCUGCUGGGCUGGGAACUUUGGAUCCUCUGCCACUUAGGCAGGAUCAGUGGCCUCCUAACAGUGUUUCUGAUGAGCAAGUUCCUCUUGCUUCAGCCCAUCAAGAGUGUUCGUCUACACCUCCUGUGCUGAAGUCAGCCAAAAGCUGCUCUGUGCCUUGCUGGAGUCCCUCUCGUCGUAUUCAAGGGACUCUCAAGGAUCCAGAAUUCCAGCAUAAUGGGAAUGUUGGCAAUCCAAAAAUGAGAUCUUUCCAGUUACCCCUUCAGGAAAGAAACUAUAAUGAUGAAGAUGACAGGUUGUCUCAGAUUUCUGCUCGCUCGGCAGCAUCUAGCUCACUUGCAUCUCAGAUACUGGAACGAGCUCAGAAGAGGAAGGAUUUCUGGAGCAAGACAUAAUCUCUCCCACCUGUUGUAUAGAAACUGUUCUGUAAAAUUAUUUAUUUUUUAUAGUUUGUAGUGUACGUUUUUUAAAAUUGUGAUUGCAGAUAUCAUGCAGCAUCCUUUCACUUAUCACUAAUAUGGCCCAACUUUUAGGACUUGCCAUCCCAAUUUAAAAUUUCAAUAUUUAAACCAG